AUGAACGCUACCCAGAAGCAUGUAUGUGAGACCAUCACCUCCUCCAUCAACAGCAACGCCAACAGCUCACAUGUCUUUUUGCAAGGUCCAGCUGGCACUGGCAAAACUUUCAUUUACAAUACUCUUUGUCAUUUUGAUAGAAGCCAGGGAAAAAUUGUUCUCUGUGUUGCCUCCUCUGGCAUUGCUGCUUUGCUACUUCCUGGUGGGCGUACGUCGCACUCUCGCUUUGCCAUUCCACUCAACAUCCACGAGCAGUCUGUGUGUGCGAUCAAGAAGAACGAUGACCUUGCUGAUCUCAUUCGAGAGACAGCAUUGAUAAUUUGGGAUGAAGUGCCAAUGCAGCAUCGAUAUUGCUUUGAAGCUCUUGAUAGAACACUGCGAGGCAUCUGCAGUUGUGGUGAACGUGUCCUCUUUGGUGGUAUUCCUGUUGUUCUUGGUGGCGAUUUUGCUCAAAUUUCUCCUGUCGUGAAACAAGGUGGCCGUCCUGAAAUCGUUGCUGCUUCGUUGAUGUCCUCAAGGUUGUUGCCCAGACUACAAAAGCUGAGCCUGACUGAGAAUAUGAGACUUGCCAACUCCAAUGACACAGAUAGGCAAUUUGCAGAUUGGAUAGGAAAAAUGUCGUAUGAACCAUCCAUGAUUGGCAGCAUUGCUUUGCCCUCUUUUUUGAGGCAGAUGACUGAUCUUGAUCAGUUCAUUGAAGAUAUCUAUCCUCAGCAUGUUCUGCAGUGUCCUCUGCAAAAUAGUGAUUUCUUCAAGGAAAGAGCUAUUCUCUGUUCAAAGAACGUCAACGUUGAUGCUAUUAACAGCAAGGUGAUGGAGAACGUGAUUAGGGAAAAGGUCACUCUGUACUCUGCUGACACAGCUCAGCCUGAUCUGACCAACACGGAGACGCAAGCCUAUCCUUCAGAGUACCUACAAACUCUUUCACCUUCAGGGCUGCCGCCAGCAGUUUUGGAGUUGAAAGUAGGUCUUCCUGUCAUGCUCCUAAGAAACAUCAACCCCGAGAGAGGCCUAUGCAAUGAUACAAGGCUUAUUAUACAGCAGAUUGGACAAUAUGUACUGAAGGUUAAAAUUCUUGGAAGAUCAGAUGUAAUAGAGUUGAUUCCUCGCUUUACAUUAUCAACAUUGCCUGGUACAUUGCCAUUUAUUUUGACUAGGAAACAGUUCCCUGUAAAAAUGUCUUUUGCGAUGACAAUCAACAAGUCUCAGGGGCGAUCCCUUAGAAAAGUCGCUGUAGACCUCAGGAGUCCUGUUUUCACACAUGGCCAACUCAAUGUUGCCAUCUCGAGAGCAACAUCUGCAAAUGGUAUCACAGUUCUGCCGCCAGAAAAUGCGACUCGGACGGAGGAUGUAGUAAACCAGAAGUCUUAUAAUAAUAUAACGUAA
Mucor velutinosus is the source of this 1386-nucleotide messenger RNA. RefSeq lists its product as uncharacterized. The record is from RefSeq and is a predicted model, not a curated record. The transcript has a single exon. Lineage: Eukaryota; Fungi; Mucoromycota; Mucoromycetes; Mucorales; Mucoraceae. The coding region runs from base 1 to 1386 and encodes 461 amino acids. Gene Ontology annotation, biological process: DNA repair; telomere maintenance. Gene Ontology annotation, molecular function: DNA helicase activity.